AUGGCGGAGGACACCGCGGGACAUGAGCGGUUCUUUGACACCGACUGUGACCAGGAGCUACACCCGGACAGAGGCCCACGAGAGGCGGCUGCAGCCCCGAGGGGCCGCGGGCUCAGCACCGCUGCUCUGGGAGCCUCCUUCCUGGGGCUGGGGAUGUGUAUUGCAGUCGUCGGUCCCACAUUCGAGGAUCUGGCUUUAAACGUCCACAGAAACAUCAGUAGCAUCUCGUACAUCUUUGCGGGGCGCUCGGGGGGGUACCUGGGCGGGUCUCUGCUGGGGGGGGUCCUCGUGGAGCGCCUGAAUCCUCACCUGCUGCUCGGUCUGUCCAUGUUGCUGACAUCAUUGGGGACGUUUGCGAUCCCACUGUGCUCGCAGGCCCCGCUCCUGACCGUGUUUAUGGCGUGUAUCGGCGUCUCCAUGGGCGUCCUGGACACAGGCGGCAACGUUCUGGCGUUGAGCACCUGGGGCGAGGAGGCGGGGCCGUACAUGCAGGCGCUACACUUCAGUUUUGCCGUCGGAGCCUUGGUUUCCCCCGUCAUCGUGCAGCUUCUGUUCAAGACGUCCUCAAACUGCACUUCAGCAGAAAACCUGACACUGCAGACAAACUCCACAGAGCUCUCUCACAGCUGGAGCCUUCGUCGCUCCAUGUGGGCCUACGUCUUCAUCGGUGUGUUUGUUUUUAUCACAGCGCUUUUCUUCUUUGGGAUGUUCUUUUGUGCUGCUCGCUCUCGGGUUCGAUCUCACGCAGUAGAAGAAAAACCUAAAGUCGCUAAAUACCACAUCGCCAUCGUGGCCCUUCUCUUCUUCUUCUACUUUGCGUAUGUGGGGGCCGAGGUGGCCUAUGGAUCCUUCAUCUUCACCUACUCCAAAGACUUUGCCGGACUGGAUAAAGUAGAAUCAGCUGGAGUGAAUACUUUGUUCUGGGGGUGUUUUGCAGGAGGCCGGGGGCUGGCUGUGGUCCUGGCCAUAUGGAUGUACCCCGGGACACUUAUCACCCUCAGUCUGGUCAGCUGCUGCACCUCCUCUCUGCUCCUCAGCCUCUUCCCUCUGCACAGGGCUGUUCUUUGGGCCAACACUGCUUUAUAUGGAGUGUCUAUGGCGGCGGUCUUCCCCAGUGGGAUGGCCUGGGCCGAGCAGUACACCCCCGUGAGCGGACACACAGCGGCAGUGUUGGUGGUUGGAGCUGCCUUGGGGGAGAUGGUGCUCCCGGUGCUCCUGGGUUUCCUCAUGGGACAUAUCAGUGGAAAGCCUCUGCUGAUGUACCAAGCUCUGGCCUGUGCCAUGUUCUGCUCCAUCCUCUUCCCGUGCGCUCACAGACUGGCCGUGGUCUCCGGGUCUCGCACCCAGGGCCACACCAAGAGCGAGUUGUGUCGUGCACUGCUGCAGCCAGAGACCGAGGAGUUUGAGGAUCUGGAGAUGGACACUGGCCUCAGCUCUCCUCAGGGGUCUGACCGUAAAGAAUGA
This is a messenger RNA of Knipowitschia caucasica, 1464 nucleotides long. NCBI's taxonomy places the organism in Eukaryota, Metazoa, Chordata, Actinopteri, Gobiiformes, Gobiidae. The record is from the annotation of a GenBank genome assembly.